CCUGAGCACCAGAGGUCUGACGGGAUAACCUCACACACGCGCAUUCCUCGCAGGAUUUAUUAGCCAGCUGCACACGGCGCUCAAAAAAGAGACGACGAGGAGGAGAGCCGAGCGGACGCCGCAGACGAUUGAGAGGGUGAUUCUGAGACCAGGGAGAACAAAAAGAUAUCAGGAUGUUCAAGCAGUCAAAACUGACGGAUCAGACCGCCACUGGUCAAGCAGGCAUUGGAGAGGAGCCAACAGACAAAGUGGUGGUGCUCAAGAAAAGAUCCAGAGUUCCGGGUGUCAUGAUCUCACAGUUUGUGGAAGAACUUCCGGAAGGAAAGACUACUCCAGACUUCACCCGCAAACCCAUCGCCUUAACUAUUCAGGAGGGCAAGCUAGCCAUAUUCAAGGCCAUCGUGACGGGAGACCCAGCGCCGACCGUGUCAUGGUGCAGGAACAACGGAGAUGUCUCCGACACAACAAGAUACCAAACCAAAUAUGACCCUGAAUCUGGGGAGCACACGAUAGAGAUGGCCAAUGUGUCUCCGGAACAAGCAGACACCUACAAAUGCUUUGCUACCAAUGAGUUUGGGAGAGCCAUGGUCACCGCCAUGCUGAACGUCAUUGAAGUUGGAUACAAGAAGAACAAAGCACUGCAGCAGACAGUGAAGAAGGACGAGGCGAAACCUGUGCUUAAGAGGCGACGUGUUAAACUGCCAAAACCGGAAGAGAAAAGUGGAGAAGGCCCUGUCCUGGACGAAAAGUUCUGGGAACUGCUGCUAAGCGCGGACAAGAAGGACUACGAACGAAUCUGCCGCGAGUACGGUAUCACCGACUUCCGCUGGAUGCUCAAAAAACUGAACGAAAUGAAAAAAGAGAGAGAAGAGGAACAAGCACAGUUUGUUAAACACCUCAGUAACCUCAAACAUGUUGAGGUGAAAGGAGAGGGAACAGCAUCUUUUGAAUUUGACAUGGACCUCUUGGACCCCAGCCAUAGGAUUUUCCUCUACAAGGAUGGUGUAAUGGUCCCUUACAGUCUAGAGUUGGACAUGGAAAUGAAGCACAGCCUGAAACAGGUUGGGAGGAAGUACAUCUUCACUAUAAAAGAUCUUCUGCCCGAUGACGGAGGCUUCUACCAGGUGGACAUUGAGGAUGUCAACGUAAUGUCCACUGACUUCAAAAUUCCCCUGGUGGAUUUCAUUGUCAAGAUUCAGGAGGUGAAGGCCAUGGAGAGAGAGGACGCCGUCUUCGAGUGCGUCCUGUCCCGCCCCUUUUCCAAAAUUUUAUGGAUGGGAAAGAACGCACCCCUGGAACAGGGGGAUAAGUAUGACAUCACCGUGUCCGAGGACAAGCUCAUCCACAGGCUGGUGGUGAAGGACUGCAUGCUGGUGGACAAGGGGAUCUAUGCAGCUGUGGCUGGAAUCAGAUCCUGCAGCGCCUGGCUCGUAGUGGAAGCUGACAAUGACCCAAACCUGCGCGGCAAAAAGAAAGUUCGGAAAACGACCCAGGCCGGAGGGGCGGGGGUGGACCUGGCGAAAAUCGCACAGGAGCAGCAGGCCAAACUGCAGAAGGAGAGGGAGGAGAAAAAAGAGGUGGCGAAUGAUGUCGGCGAGGAAAAGCAGCCCGUCCCAGAAGCUGCGCCGGUGGCCAAUGACGACGCGGGAGCUGGGAAGAGUACAGGCCCCAAGCAGGACACAGGUUCUGGAAAAGACACAGGCUCUGGACAGGACAAAGGUCCGAAACCGGACACCGGUUCCGGGAAGGGCACGGGUUCGGGACAGGACGUGGCGCUGGUACCAGAAGCGCAAGUCCAGGCAGACGUGGGAACAGCCGCUCCGGCACCAGAACUAAGCACAGAUAAGGACGGCGCAGCAAGCAGUAACGGACAAGACAAAGUCACGGACGUGGUCGUUGAUCAUGAUGGUGCAGCAAGCAGGAAAGGGGAAGAUAUGGUGGUCCCAGACGCGGUCAAUGAGAGCAAGCUUCGCUUUACCAGUAGCUUAUCGGACGUCAGUGCUGUUCGGGGAGAACCAGCAGAACUGAGCUGUAAGCUCAGUGACAACUGUGAUGGAAUCUGGUCCAAAGAUGGGGGAAAGCUCUCCCCCACGGACGCGCUGUCCAUCUCUAAAGACGGGGCCAAUCACACGCUGCGGAUUCACAGUUGCCAGGACGCCGACUCGGGACAGUACCAGUUCGAGGCAGAGGGAUGCAAGACCGAAGCAAGGCUCACUGUGGGAGCCCCUCCCGCGUUCGACCCGGACGACCUGCACAAGUUCUCGAAGCCCGUGACGGUGCGAGUGGGUCAGAACGCGGCCUUCAAGCUGGCGUACGCCGGCCAGGACCGGCUGGAGGCCUCGUGGUUCCGGCACGGGCAGGAGCUGCAGGACGGCGGGAGCGUGAAGCUGGUGAGGGAGCCCACGCACAGCCGGCUCCUCCUCCGGGAGUGCCUGCGCUCCGACGCCGGGGAGAUCCGGGUCCGGCUGCAGAACGAGUUCGGCUCCGUCGAGGCCAAGACCACGCUCAUCGUCCUCGACAGGCCCGGCCCUCCGCAGGGCCCGGCCGAGGUGGUGAGCACCUCCUCCACGCUCCUGGAGAUCAAGUGGGGACCCCCCAAGGACGACGGCGGGUCCCCCGUGACCAGCUACAGCGUGGAGCGCCAGCAGAUCGGGGACAGCGCCUGGAAGAAGCUGGGGGAGGUCCCGGCGGAUCCCGCCGUCUACCGGGACAGGAACGUGUCGCACGGCAGGAGGUACCGCUACCGGAUCGCCGCCGUGAGCGCCGAGGGGACCAGCCCGCCGCUGGAGACCGAGUACCUGAUGGCGGGAACCUUAGUGUUCCCGGGAGCCCCCGACCCCCCCACAGUGGUCAGCGCUUUCAAGAACUGCAUCAAUUUGUCAUGGACCGCCCCGACGGAGACCGGGGGAACCAAGAUUUUGGGCUACACCCUGGAGAAGCGCAAGAAGGACACCACUCAGUGGAUUCACGUGAAUCCCGUGACCGAGCCCAUCGAAGAGGAGAAGUAUGCGGUGAAAGACGUCAUCGAAGGAGCGGAGUAUCAGUUCCGAGUGUCGGCCAUCAACAUUUCCGGAAUAGGGGACCCCAGUGGCCCCUCUCAACUCGUCUGCGCAAAAAAUCCUGACAUGAAGCCACGUUUCAAAGACCCAGAGGACUUCCUGGUGAUGCGAGCUGGAAACUCUGUUAGAGUUAAAAUCAACUAUGAGGGAUCUCCUUUGCCAGAAAUCACUUGGCUGAAGGAUGGUGAACCCCUGCCCCCCUGGGUCAGCAUUAUUAACACCGAGGGCUCGUCCCAGCUCGUGAUCCCCUCGUCCAAGCGCUCCGAUUCCGGGGUAUACACCAUCAAAGCCAAAAACUCCCUCGGCCAGGCCAGCUUUGAUGUGGAGGUCAGAGUCGCAGACGAGCCCAAGCCCCCGGGCCCCAUCGAGCUGGAGCAGACGGUCCACGGGAAGGUGCUGGUGUCCUGGGCGCCCUCGCCGGACCAGGAGGAGGACGACCGGCUGCACUACGCGGUGGCGCAGCACGACUCCGGCGCCCGCGUCUGGCGGACCGUGGCCGACCGCCUCUUCGCCACCAGCCACACCGCCCUCAACAUCGAGUCCGGCCGCGAGUACCACUUCCGCGUGUUCGCCAAGAACGACAUCGGCCUCUCCGAGCCCUCCGAGUCGCCCACCUGGGGAGCCAACAGCCUCAAAGUCUCGAUGGCAACAACGAGCACAGGUACAGCCCUCGUGCUGGACAGGCCGCCGUCGAUCCUCGUCCCCCUGAAAGUCCACAGCCACCCCAACGGCUACCAGUGCUACAUGACCUGCGCGGUCAGCGGGUCCCCUACGCCCCACGUCACAUGGUUCCUCAACGACGCCAGCCUGGAGGCCAACAACAACUACUACAUCACCAACGCGCACGGGGUCUGCUCCAUGUACAUCCUGCGGGUUUCGCCCAGGGACCACGGCGAGUACAGGGUCGUCGCGGUCAACUCCUUCGGCAAAGCGGAAUGCUCCACCAACCUCACCGUCAAAGAUUAAGCAGCAAAGACGGAGAAGAUGAUGAAGAACACCCGGGAGAAUGAUUAUUAAAAUUAUUCAUGUUUUCGAUUGUCUGUAAAUUUACAAUAUAUAUACUGUAUUUACAAAGAGAUUAUUUUCAUUGCAAAUGUAUGGUAAAGUGAUUCUGCAUGCCUCCAGUGUAAUGGAGAAGGUUAGACAAAGACUGUCCCUUUUGGACAAAGGAUGAUAUACUGACCCAGCACAACCCACAUCCACGUACUGACAUAUAGUACAGGCCAAAGAAGAAAUCGCAUACUGUGUAUAUAACACAUGGGAAUCAGUAAUCAGCAUGACCAGUGAUUGCAUUUAAAUGGCACAAUACCUGCUAAAUUUGUACACAGACAUUCUCUAAGAUGCCAAAUAAUUAUAACACCUUACACAAGGUAUCAACCAAGAUUUAAAAAAAAAAAGAAACUGAAUCGCUUUAUCAACUUCUUUGGUUUCCUGAAUUCAGUGGAUGCCAUUAUCCAAAGCAGCUUACACAGGGUAUAUUUUUUACAUGCAAUGCAUUUAUACCGCUGACAUUUUAUUGAAGCAAUUCGGGUUAAGUACCUCGCACAAGGGUACAACGGCAGUGCCUCAAACUGGGAACCAAACCCGCAACCUUUGAGUUACUAGCCCGAGGUCGCAGUAAAAGUGACCCUCUACAUUAACAGGGAUGUUCUUGGAAUGCGUCGUAAUUAACAGGCUGAAUUCCUUGUCUGGGUCCAACCAGAGAAAGAGCACAACUCUUGAUUGGUUCCAUUUUCCCCCAAGUGUGCCGGUAACACGGUUGUCUUAUUAGUCGUACAGUAUCUAUGCAGAAAUGUGCGGUGUGUGAAUUGUAUUACUCCAGCAAGAUUUCAGUGUUAAUUUAGCAUCAACGGUUGUACUGUUUUGUGUUGGAAUAAAAAUUUGAUCUCUUACCCCAGGGUGGGGUGGAAGG
Molecule: messenger RNA, 4971 nt
Organism: Anguilla anguilla (European eel)
Lineage: Eukaryota; Metazoa; Chordata; Actinopteri; Anguilliformes; Anguillidae
Product: immunoglobulin-like and fibronectin type III domain-containing protein 1
Exons: 26
Coding region: 174-4025 (1283 amino acids)
Molecular function (GO): protein binding
Source: RefSeq, a predicted model, not a curated record